AAUUGCUAAUUGUCUCUGUCCUUUAAUCUCUCGCCUAAAACCCUAAACGCAAGUGAGUUACCUUCCUCUACCCCUCUCCUUCUCCAAUCCAUGGCACCCAAGAAUCCAAUAUCUGAUCAGCAGCCUCCUCCGCCGGAACUGGAAGAAUCAUCUUCUGAAGAAGAGGAGUCAGUGUCUAAUAAACAUAUUCCUCCGCCAGAGCCAGAAACGAUGAAAGAAUCAUCGGAACAAGAGGAGGAAGAGAGUUCUGAAGAAGAAGGAGAAGAAGAAGGGUCUGAAGAAGAAGAAGAAGAAGUAGGAGAAUCUGAUGUUGAAGAAGAACAAGAUAAACAGAAAUCUUCUCAGAUUCUGCCCGAUGUUCAAAAGCAGACCACCCCUCCACCUCAAUUCCCUGCAUAUUCUGGCAAGGAAGGAGAGGAGGAUGAGGAAUCAGAAAACUCCAUAGAUUCUCCUUCUGCGUCGGAUUUCAGAAUCAAAGUUGUUACUCCUCCAAAGCCCACUUCGAAAGACUCUAAAUCCAUCUCAAAGCACCCCUUUGAAGCUGAGAAAGAUGAUGAAAGCGAUUUGAGAGGUAAGAAAAAGGCUAAAGUUAAUGCUGAAGAGUUCAGGAAAGAUUCGAGUAGUGGAGGUGCUGGGAGGGUGUGGGGUGAGGAGGAUGUAAUCGAUCUUCUUCAAAGCAUGAUUGAUUUUAAGGAUGAAAAAGGGGUUGAUCCUUCUUCUAAUAUGCCUGCUUUUUAUGACUUUGCUAGGGGAAAGUUGCAAUUUGAAUUUUCGAAUACUCAGAUUUAUGAGAAGAUUAGGAGGUUGAGGAUUAAAUUUUUCAAUAAUAUGGAAAAAUAUGAGAAAGGAGGGGAGGACCUUGUUUUCCACAAGCGUCAUGAGGCAGAAACUUUUGAUCUCUCUAAAAAGAUUUGGGGUAAGGGAGGUGAUGGGAUGAUUAAUAAGGGAGUUGAUAAAAAUGUAGAUGGUAAGAGCAACAAUGGCUAUAAUGGCAAAGCAAAAAAAGGUGGUAAAACUGUCCGUUCUGUGGAUAAGAAUGCAGUCAAAGAGUUGGGGAAAGAUGAUCAUGAAGGUGAUUUUGAGUCGAAGUAUCCAUUCUUGAGCCAUUCGAUUGAUAUGGACGUUGGGGGGGGUUUCUUGAGAGAGAAUAUCAGUUUGAUUGGGGACGCCAAGGCAAAGGAUUUGGAGGGCAAGUGGAAGAAAUUCCGCGAAGCUGAAGUAGAGGUUUUAUUGAUGAAGAUGGAUUUGAUGAAGGAGCACACUAAAUUGGUUUUGGAAGGUAUGAAGGAAAGUAAUUAGUGCUUGGUAGGUUAUAUGUUUGGAUUGUAAGGCAUGUCUUUUGGGUUUCAGGUUAUUUAGGCUGGAAAUUUCAUGCCACAUAUUCUUAGUCUGGCCAUGAAAACCUUUUGGUGCCAAUUUUGUUAAAUCGGGUUUAUAAGCUCUUUUGGACCUAGUAAUUGGUAAUAUACAGUUGGUUCAUUUUCGUUAAAGUUUAGUUAUCAAAUUUUAUUAAAUUCCUGAUUAUUGAUUGCUCA
Messenger RNA from Coffea arabica (coffee), 1535 nucleotides. Its product is annotated as STOREKEEPER protein-like. Gene Ontology annotation, biological process: regulation of DNA-templated transcription. NCBI's taxonomy places the organism in Eukaryota, Viridiplantae, Streptophyta, Magnoliopsida, Gentianales, Rubiaceae. Gene Ontology annotation, cellular component: nucleus. The record is from RefSeq and is a predicted model, not a curated record.